AUAAAGACAAAAAACAUAAAUCAUAUCGCUAGUGUUGAACGUCUCAUAAAAUCUCACAUUUGAAAAAAAAAUGCUCGCCGUUGCACAUAAAAUCGAAUCCAUCAAUAUUAAUCGAGAGAAAGCAUUCUAUUGUUCGAUGUGUCCAUACGAAUGAGAUGUCCAUACGACCAAUAUCCCCCAUCCAUGACCGGAUCGGCUAUUGAUGAGUAAUCACGAUAAACGAAGAAUCGUUGCAAACGGCGCCAAAUCGAAAAUAAAUCUUUCAAUUUCAAUAAACAUAAAUCUGUCUCUGCCGGUGCUUUUCUUCAAGGCCUUCUUGUCCGUUGUCAACCUAAUUGAUGGUAAAAGUACACCGACGAUGGAAUUUGAAUGGAGCACUUUUAGCAGUCUGUGCUUCGAUGUGCUGUCAUUAUUAGUGGGCUUCGCUAGAUUACAGGCCCUAAUGGACUCUCAUUCACUAUAGAACCAUCAAAUGCAGUAAAUUACGCAUGCCCAUUUGUUCCAUUAGCAAAAAACCACUCGUUCCCAAAUAAGGCAAUUAUCGCAGUGACUAAUUGACGUUUUUUUUUUCGAUUCGUCUAUUUCCAGGCACACGUCGUAGCGGCAUUCGAACAAAGCUUAGCCAACAUGACCCAGCGGCUGCAAAUGCUGACAGCGACGACGGAGAAAAAGGACAGCGAAAUUCUGGACAUGCGACAGACGAUUGAGCUGCUGCGGAAGCAAUCGAUCCAGGCUGGCCUAACUACCGCCCAUAUGCAGAGUAUGGGCGUACAAGUUAACGGGCAGGUCAAUGGAAAUGGAAACACAGAUCAGACAAUGACAGCGCCACCACUGCCCCCUGGUGCGGAGAUUCAAAGGCACCAUAGCUCCGACUCUAUGUGCUCGUUGAAUUCAGUCAGCUCUGGCUGUUCGGCUCAGGACAAGAAGAAAAAGAAAGGAUGGGUAAGUGAACGUUUAAGCAUGGCAGUAUGAACUGUUUUAAGAUUCUACUAUAUAACUAUUUUAAAUAAGAAACUGACAAGUGAACAUUAGAUAUUAAUACUAAAAUCUGGGAUUGAACUUAAAAUCUGGAAAAUCGAAUUUUAAAAUUUAAAAACAAAGUUCUGCAAACAACAAAAUGGAUACCGAAAACUGAAAUUAAGCUUGAAUAAAAAUGGAAAUUCAACCUGAUAAAAAUAGAAAAUUGAAAAGCGGAAAGUGGGAACAAUAAAGCAGAAAACAGAAAGCGGAUAGGGGAAGGAGGAAAAUAAGAAAAUGAGAAUAGCGAAAAUGGCAAAAUGAGUUAAUGUAAACAUGUGAAAAUUGAAAAGGAUA
This is a messenger RNA of Topomyia yanbarensis, 1314 nucleotides long. RefSeq names its product protein sickie-like. Lineage: Eukaryota; Metazoa; Arthropoda; Insecta; Diptera; Culicidae. Gene Ontology annotation, biological process: nervous system development; neurogenesis. The record is from RefSeq and is a predicted model, not a curated record. Bases 628 to 972 code for a protein of 114 amino acids. The transcript has 3 exons.